AUGGUUUCAGUCGUCAAUAAGUCUGAAGAUCACAUUAGUUUUGGGACAGACGUAGUCACUGAAAUCAAAGGUGACGAUAUCGAACAUGUCACAACAAAAGUUGAAUCUUUUCAGGAAUCGGAUUCGACUGAACCUGUUCUGCAAAAUACUAGUUGGAAAAGGUUCAUCUGGGAUACUUGGGGUCAUCCAGAUAAGAAACACAAAAAAAUUAUAUUCAAACUUGAUUCCACCUUGUUAUUUUUUGCUUGUGCCUCAACAUUUGUUAAAUAUUUAGAUAAAAUCAAUCUAACUUAUGCUUAUGUUAAUGGAUUAAAAGAAGACUUACAUAUCAAUGGAAAUCAGUAUAAUUAUGCAAACACAGGUUACAACAUUGCAAGUAUGAUUUGUGGUUUUCCUGCUGCUUUCUUAAUGGUUCAGAUGAACAGUAGAUAUUUUUUAAUCUUGAUUGAGUUAUUAUGGACGAUUGUUACCUUUUGUCAAACUGCUGUUAAAACUCCUACGCAACUAAUUGUUGCAAGAACAAUUUUAGGCGCUUUUGAAUGUGGCCAUUAUCCAGCACUUGCAUACAUUCUGGGAACAUACUACAGUCCUCUAGAGCUAGCAAAAAGGUCUGUUAUUUUACAAGCUACCACAUCUAUUGGCUCCUUUUUUGGUGGUUAUGUUGCAUCUGGAGUUUAUACAGGUUUGAAUGGAGUGAACGGUCGUGCUGGCUGGAGGUGGGUGUUCAUUAUUGACGGAGUUAUUUCCAUUGGGCUUAUUCUAUUCCAGCCAGACUUCAUUUUAAAUGAAGAUGAUAUCCACUACUUGAAGAAAAGACUACCUGAGCAGCAGACCGAUAACUAUAAAUUCACUUAUAAGGACAUAAUUAGCGCCUUGACUGAUUGGAAAGUUUGGGGCUUUUGGUUUUUUGGUGUGUCACAAGAUAUUACAUCGUUGACGAACACCUUUUUCUCUUUGUGGCUAAAAGCUUGGAACACCAAGAAGCCCCAUAGUUACACAAUUCCUCAAAUAAAUCAUUAUGCCUCAAUUAUCUAUGCGGUCCAGACAUUUGUUGCUCUUGGAGGUGGCUGGAUAUCAGAUACCCUACUGAAAGGUAAUCGUUGGUUACCAAUCGCCAUAUCUGGUUUUGUCGCAUUUGCGAUCAACAUUUGCUUGGGAGCUACUCCACUUUACCCUCACAACAGGGCAUUCAGAUUCUUUUUGUACUGUAACACAGGGUGGGCUUUGGGCACUGCAGGUCUAUAUUGGGCAUGGGCACAAGAAAUUUUCAAGGAUAAUGUGAAAAAAAGAGUGAUUUGUACUGGUGGAAUCAAUAUAUUUUCUUUUGUUGCCAACAGUAUUUGCAAUAAUAUCUGGUAUAAAACCUCAAAAGGUCCGCACAUUACAGCAGGUUACUAUUUAUCUGGAACAUGUGGGCUACUCUAUUCCCUCAAUGCUUUUUUGCUUGGAUUCGGAGACCGCAGACGGCUGAGGGACGUCAGAAACAGUUUGAUCCAGUAAAGAAAAAACUAAGUUAUUUUAAUGGUGACCAUCCGAAAACCAAUCUCAUUCUCUUCAAACUUUUUUGAGCUUUGCCGUGUACUCUUUUUUUUCUGUGAUUUACAAACUUUUCA
Messenger RNA from Pichia membranifaciens NRRL Y-2026, 1613 nucleotides. RefSeq lists its product as hypothetical. The coding region runs from base 1 to 1500 and encodes 499 amino acids. The transcript is spliced from 2 exons. Gene Ontology annotation, biological process: transmembrane transport. Gene Ontology annotation, molecular function: transmembrane transporter activity. NCBI's taxonomy places the organism in Eukaryota, Fungi, Ascomycota, Pichiomycetes, Pichiales, Pichiaceae. The record is from RefSeq and is a predicted model, not a curated record. Gene Ontology annotation, cellular component: membrane.